Messenger RNA from Capsicum annuum, 5299 nucleotides. RefSeq names its product probable disease resistance protein At4g27220. The transcript has 3 exons. Gene Ontology annotation, molecular function: ADP binding; protein binding. The record is from RefSeq and is a predicted model, not a curated record. NCBI's taxonomy places the organism in Eukaryota, Viridiplantae, Streptophyta, Magnoliopsida, Solanales, Solanaceae. Bases 2454 to 4904 code for a protein of 816 amino acids.
GGGAGGGUAGGGUGUACCAUCUGGUAGACCCUCGGCUCGACAGAAAAGAAAAGAAUUCGAAACAUGGUAGCAAGAAAAUAUGACAGCAAAAUAGUCAAAUUAUUGGAAUUCUGUUAGCAAGCACUAAAUGAAUACAAAAAUUCAUAUAGUGGACCCAAAUUAAGGCAAUUUAUCUCCUGAAAUCAAACAUAAGAUAAAAGCAAAUGUAGUGAAUUUCUACUUAGUUUAGCGCUCCAUCUAAACAUGUGAGUUCACGUGAACUCAAUAAUGCUCAUUUAGUACUUAUGAGAUUCACAAAUAUAUGAAUAUUUGACUGUGAAUUCAUAAACGCCAAAUCCCAGAUCUUCCUUAUACCUACUACAUCUCAGCAGCAUAUGCUUACCUCAUACCUAUUAUUUUUCACCAGCACAUAUAUUGUGGCCUAUAGGUUGUAUUAAAUGCAUCAAUAACAGGGCAAAAAAGUGUUAUUAGUGUCACGUUUCUCUCCACUACCAUUUUUUCUUUUGAAUACUACUUUGAUUUGCUUCACUUGAGCCAAGGGUCUUUCGGAAACAGCCUCUUUACCUCCAUAAGGUAGUGGUAAGGCCUGCGUACAUUCCACCCUCCAUAGACCCCACUUUGUGGGAUUUCACUAGGUAUGUUGUUGUUGUAGUGACAGGGAAAAAAUAUGUUGCGACUGGGAGUCAUUAGGCUGACAUAAGGUGCAACGGCUUGCCACUCGGGCUCAUCACUUUGGCCGGAAGCAUGAGACGGUUGACUGAUAUAAUGGAGUGGAAGAAUGCUUUGAAAGAAUUCCCCAAUGACAUGAAUCUGUGAAGGCAAACUGAUCUGAGAUUCCCUUGAAUCGGUGAGCUCUUUUGAUUGUGCACUAUAGCCAAGGGGGUCCAUAUUGUGCUAAAAAGAAACGUUUCAUUUGUUUUGUUCUGUUCUGUUCAUACAUGUUUUUAGAUUCACCUUUAUGUUUUUUCCAUUUCAUCUGAUUAUAGAUAGUGAAUUGUUUCUCACUAGCUCAGCAAUGAUCAAGCUUUCUUGCUCUAAUGACGCUCUUUUCUGACCACUUUCAUUUUGUUUAUCUUGUCCUUGAUCAUGUAUUCGCUUCUUAUAGGAAUAGUAUCUAAAAGAUGGCCUCAUUACAUGUGCUUUUUAUACGAGUUCAAAUGUUAGGUUGUUGGACCAAAAUUCUAUAGUAAUAACAGCGAUGAGAACUCUGCCUACCUGAGUUACACCAAGUAUAAUUGGUUCUAAACUCAGAUAACAGCUUGUGGGUGUUUUUUGACAGGGAUGUUCUGUAAAUUGAUGCUCAUGCUGAAAGUUUGAUUUAUCUCGAGUUCUUCUUUCUAUUUCCUUAUUAAUCUCGAGUUUGUCUGUAAUAGUAGGAAAGAGUGCUUUAUUUGUAUCUGCGCCUGGAGUUUCUUGUUCGUGGUGUUUCAGUGAUGUCUAUGAUUUCGAAUGGAUAGUUUAUAAUGUUAUCUUGUGGCUGUGUUAUUUCCUUUAUUAGCUAGCAGUGUGUUUAUAGUAUUACCUUUUAUGUUUUUUUGUUUAUUAUACUGUUAUUUGUCCUGAGCCGAGGGUCUAUCGGAAACAGCCUCUCUACUUCAUCUGAGAUAAAGGUAAAGGUAUGGACCGCGUACACAUUACCCUCACUAAACCCCACUUUGUUGGAUUACACUGGGUAUGUUGUUGUUGUCUCUUCAAGAAUUUGCUAAUUCUUGACCACAUGAGGCCUUCAUUUUUCCUUAAAAAUUACCCGUUGUUUCUUUCAAUGAUUAGGUGGGUUGAGUUAAUAUUUUUAUUACUUAUUUUAACUUUUUAUGUGGAAAAUAUCUUCCUUCCCACCAAACCCACCCUGUAUCUUUUGUUUUUUCCCCAUUCUCUGCUGCUUUUGAUUUCUUACACCAUUUAUUGCUUUCUGCUUCAACUUGAAUAUCAAAGAUCUUACUGCUUUGCUGAGCAGCUGUAAAAGUGCUUUUUGGAAGAUCAUGGAUACUUUUAUUGAGAAGGUAGUUGAUUUUGGGGUGAAGAAAUUCAAAAGUAUUAGUGACUUCGAUGAGAAUUUGGAAACUCUGGAAAGAUAUGUAAAGCAAUUAUUAGAUAAAGCACUCGAUGUGAAGACAGAGGUUGAUAAUCGAGAGCAAUCUGGUAGGAGGAAGAGGAAAAGAGAAGUUGAAUCUUGGUUUCACGAGGUUACAAAGAUUGAAGAAGAACUACGUGCAUUAAAAGAAGUAGUAACAAGAGGGAAGAAAAAUGGAGGUGUUUUGGAGAAGAUGAAUGGAAGGGUAGGAGAACUUCUCGAGCAAAGUAAACAUUUUGGAACGCUCGUACAUGAUAUGUAUGAGCCUGAGGAGUGUCCACUGCUGGCAUCACAAUUUAAUGACAAAAUAUCAAAACAAAAUUUAUAAGUGAUUUGGACGUGGUUACAGGAUGAGAAUGUCUCAAGCAUCGGUAUAUAUGGUAUGGGAGGUGUGGGCAAAACCACUUUGGUAAAGCAUAUACAUAAUCGUCUUGUUAAGGAGAUUCAUUAUCAAGUCUGCUGGGUUACCGUUUCUCAAGGGUUUACCAUCAAAGGAUUACAAUAUGAACUUGCCAAAAUUUUGAAACUGGACCUUUCAGAUGAGGUAGACGAACAUAGAAGGGCAGCCAAGUUAAAUUGGGCAUUCAAAAACAGGAAGAAAAUUGUUAUCAUAUUGGAUGAUGUGUGGGAUCGCCUUUGCUUGGAGAAGUUGGGUUACUCUCUUGGCAUGGAAGGCUGUAGACUGAUUCUAACUAGUCGCUCAUCUGAAGUCUGCCUAAAGAUAGGUUGUCAGAAACUACGCGAAGUGAAGAAUCUCAAUUCUGAUGAUGCUUGGGAGUUGUUCAGGAAGAGUCUAGGAUGCGAGACUCUGGUUAGUCCAGAUAUCGAGCCAAUUGCCAAGUCCUUGGCGGGAAGGUGCAAAGGCUUGCCACUCGGGCUCAUCACUUUGGGGGGAAGCAUGAGAGGGGUGACUGAUAUAAGGGAGUGGAAGAAUGCAUUGAAAGAAUUCCCUGAUGACAUGGAAAGCGAUGUCUUCAAGGUACUUCAGUAUAGUUAUGAUCGGUUGAGAGAUACAAAUAUGCAAGAGUGCUUCUUGUACUGUGCUUUGUAUCCUGAGGACUGUGAAAUUGGUAGAGAUGAAUUAAUUGGUAGAUAUAUGAUGGAGGGAAUGAUGAAGGGAGAUAGCAGGGAAGAAGAGUUUAACCAUGGCCAUACCAUAUUGAAUAAACUAGUGAAGAUUUGCUUACUUGAAGCAACUUCCGAAGGAGUAAGGAUGCAUGAUUUACUCAGGGAAAUGGCAUUGCGAAUCACAAAUGUUAAACCAAGGUACAUGGUAAGGGCUGGAAUAGGAUCACAAGUUCCGGAGGAGCAAGAUUGGAUAUUCGAUUUGGAUAAAGUGUCUUUUCUUAAAAGCUACAUAAGGGGAAUCCCUGAAGACAUGGCUCCCAAUUGCCCCUCAUUAUCAAGCUUGCUUUUCUCUGAUUGUACUUUGAGAUGGAUCCCAGAAUCCUUCUUUCAGCAUAUGAACAACCUCCAAGUACUCGACUUGAGCUAUAACUCAGUGCUUAUGGAUUUGCCGAGUUGCUUUUCUAACUUGAGAAGUCUUAGGGCACUCUCACUUCGACAAUGUGAUCAGCUCAGAUAUGUGCCACCACUGGGAAAGCUCAAAAAUCUGAGGGUGUUAGAUGUAUCUUACACUGGUAUUAAGGAAGUACCUCAAGGCAUGGAAAACUUAUUCAAGCUUAAAUUUCUAGAUAUGAGUGGAAUAGGUCUUGAUGAACUGCCAAAGGAGAUAUUACGUAAACUUUCCCAUCUUCAAUACCUCAAACUUCCACUACGUGUGAAUGCAAAAAUUGAAGACUUGUCCAGCUUGGAACUUCUAGAAGAAUUCAAAGGCCGCUUCUGUGAUUUGCAUAACUUCAACAAGUUCAUGAGAAAUCGCCGGAACUGUGAGAAAGAUUGGUGGUAUGACAUAAGAGUAAUGCCAAAGGUGUCCAGCGCUCAAUGUUUCUUGCACCAUGACUCUGGAAAUCGUAGAGUCGAACAAAGAAAAGUGAUUCUACAGAGUUUCAGCCUUGAAGCAGAUGGAGGAGUUCCGGCAUCAAUUAUUCUUCCACAUUGCGUUCAAAAUCUACAUAUUGAAAACUGUCGUGGUCUGCGUAGCUGCUUGGUGGACAGUUUUCAGUUACAGGCUACUUUAAGAGGCUUGAGCUGUGUGAUCAAGCAUUGUGAUGACAUAGAAUGGAUUGUCAAUGUGCCUGAUGGGAGAAAUACUAUUAUAAAGACAGACUGCAUAUGUUUCCAUAGUCUGACUGUUCGUUAUUUGCGAAAUCUUGUUGGGGUUUGUAAGGGGAAAAUUGCAUCUCACACCUUCUCGGGUCUAACAGAAUUGUGUUUCAACCACUGCAAUAGGAUGAAGAAGUUGUUUCCAUGGGCUAUCGUGCAGGAUCUGAAAAACCUUCAGGUGCUUUGGGUACAGUAUUGUGAUGAGAUAGAAGAGAUAAUAGGAAGAGAGGAAGAGGGAAGUAGCCAAAGCAGCAAUCCCCAGAUUACGUCUACAACUGCUGAUCUUCCGAAGUUAAAACGGCUCCACCUAAGUGUCCUGCCUGAGUUGAAGAGAAUCUGUGAUGGAAAAUUGAUCUGUGAUUCCCUUGAAUCAAUGGAUUUUAAAUGGUGUCCCAAUCUGAAGAGGCUGCCUUUCUUUACUCCCAAUACAAAUGGGCAUCCUCUCCCUUCCCUCAAAAGAAUCGAAGUUAAAAAAAGUUGGUGGGAAAGAUUGGAGUGGGAUCAAUCCCAUGUCAAGACCCUCUUACAACCUUAUCUAAUUGCAGAUGAUGAUGAAAAAUUGGAGGGGAACCAAUACCAUGUCAAGAACCACUUUCGACCUUAUUAAAUUGCAGAUGAUGUUGUUGUUGUUGUUGUUGGUGGUGGUGGUGGUGGUGUUGACAACGAUGAUGGUGAUGUUGCUGCUGCUGCUGCUGAUGAUGAUCGAGGCUCACUGGCGCAGCAAUGAGCUGUCUUUCUGAUGUGCAGGAUUAACAUGAGUUAGGGGAGUUUUGGGGGUGUCUAAGCUCUCUGGAAAAAAACAAAGUAAAUGCAGGACACCUUAUGUUUCCCCCUUCUCUCCUCUUUUCAGCAUGUCGAUGGCGUAUCUGAGCUCACUUUGUUCUCCUUCCUUAUAUGAACUCCAUUAUUGAAAUUUUAAUCCUUGUAACUACCAUGAGAAGAAGAAUUGAUGAACAUGAUGAUGAGUUACCAACAAUUAAUUAAUAAGCUAUUGAUCUUUGA